AUGUCUAGCUUUUCUUUAAACAAAAGUAUUUUUGAAGAAACUCAUACAGAAAAUACUCAAUUGCAAACAGAUCUUUCAAAUUUGCAAUUUCAAUUUUUAGUUCUUGAAAAUAAUAAUUUAUCUUCAUCUGAAAAUUUAGAAAAUUUAGAAUCUAUAGAAAAUCCUCUUUUAGAUAAUGAGAUUUGGACUGAACUUGAGCUUUCUAAGUUUAAAACAUUAUAUUACAAAACAAUAGAUUUAUUUGAAAAACAAGAUAAUGAUAAUCAAGAAUUAGAAGAUGAAAUAAAUUUAUUGCAAAAUAAUGAAUUUAAAGAAUCUUUUAACAAAAGUUGUUGUGAAAAAAAUUGUUUACAAACUCAAUGUGAAUAUUCUGUUGCAUUAUCUCGACAUUUAAAUUUUAAGAAUCUUUCUAAAUCUUAUCAAGAUAUAUAUUUAUUAGGUAUUAUAUCUGCUACUAAACGACCUGAAAUAGUUCAAAAUUCUAAAAAAUCUAAACUUUCUACUGAGUAUAUUUUUGAAGGAAAGUCAAUUUGUUUAAAUGCUUUUAGAAUAAUUUAUGGACUUGGAGAAAAAAGAUGGAAAAAUUUAAGAGAUCAUUUUGUAGAAAAUGAUAUAAAUUUACGUAAAAAUUCAAAAACUAAUAAAAUAAGUAAUAAUGCACUAUCAUUUGAAAUUAUAAGGAAGGUAAUUACUUUUAUAGGAAAUUUUGCAAAGCAAAAUGGUUUACCAUCACCAACUUAUAAAGAUAUUCAAAAUAUUGGAAUUAAUAAUUUAGUGCGUUCUAGAAAACCUAAUUCAUUAGAUAUUACAGUUCAUUUAUCUUGGGAUUAUGCAUAA
Messenger RNA from Scutellospora calospora, 837 nucleotides. Lineage: Eukaryota; Fungi; Glomeromycota; Glomeromycetes; Diversisporales; Gigasporaceae. The record is from the annotation of a GenBank genome assembly.